CACACGAAGAUCAACAAGAACUGCUGUAAAUCCCUCGAGUUUUGGUUUAUUGAAUUAAUUAUAUAGAAAAGACAAUGCAGACACCAAGCUAUCACCCACCUUGCACAAAUCUGAAAGUCUGGUGUAGUUUCAGAUCCCAGAAAGAACCAAAACCCAAACCAUGAAAACUAGAUAACAAACCAAUUGCCUUGCCUCAUUUUCCAUUUCCAAAUCCAUUCGAUAAAAAACCCGACCCAAAAAACAAAAGUCUGCUUGCUUUUAUCGUUCAUGGGAAAGGCACUUCCUUCAGCAACCAGAUUCCAAGAGUUCACCAGAGUUGUCUCUACGGACAAGCCAGGCCAGACGCACCAAGCAAGUCUCGCAAGUCCGAAUUGCGCCCUCACAAGCACCGAAAUAGGAGAGCUUUCGGGUCGACCCGGAGCGAAUUAAGCAGAAGAUGGAGAGCUCCGAGGCCCAAAGCCGAGUUCCGCUGGCCCAGGUGGUCUCAGACUGCGUGAAACGGUAGUUCCAGGACACGCUCAAGGAGGCCAAGGUGGGUGAUAGCUCCACGCAGGUCUUGGUGGGUCAGAUGUAUUACAUCGGUUUGGCGUUUCUAGAGACGCCAAAAAGGUUUGAAUUUUAUUUUUGGGUUUCUUUGAUUCUGCUUAGUUUUUGCUUUCAAAUUGUUAUAUUUGUUUUGUGUGCAUUUUUGGAUUGGAGGUUAAGGACUUUAAGUUUAAGUUCUCUGUUUUGGUGGAGGAGAUGAAGCUGGCGAUACCAGUUCAGUCGAAAGAAGGGUUUGUGAGUGCAGAGGAAGUGGAGAAGAAGGUGUCGAUGUUGAUGGAUGGGAAGAGUCUGAGAUUACCCUCAACAGAAGCAGCACGUGACAUUCACGUGCUAAUACCAGUGUGGUGGAGGUGGUACUACUGGGGAUCUCCAAUUGCUUGGACAAUCUAUGGCAUCUUUGCAUCUCAAUUUGGUGACAUUAAGACCGUUAUUGAUACUCCUCAAGGACCUCAGAGAGUGGAUCUAUACCUUAAGGAAAAUCUAGGUCAUGAACAUGACUUUGUAAUACCUGUGUUCUUCGCUCAUAUAGGUUGGGUCCUUCUCUUCUUCUUUGUCUUUGCCUAUGGUAUCAAGUUCCUUAAACUUCACUCUGCAGCUGAGCUGAGUGACCUUCAGGAUGUCAAAUAGAUUGUUCCCUAUUAAUUUAGCAUAGCAGUGAGUAGCAGUGAUCUUCAGGACAGCUUUUCCCUAUUAAUUUGUUUAAUAUGAAAAUACUGGUUGUGCUCUUCAUUA
Prunus dulcis (almond) is the source of this 1278-nucleotide messenger RNA. RefSeq names its product pleiotropic drug resistance protein 2-like. The record is from RefSeq and is a predicted model, not a curated record. Lineage: Eukaryota; Viridiplantae; Streptophyta; Magnoliopsida; Rosales; Rosaceae. The coding region runs from base 742 to 1173 and encodes 143 amino acids. The transcript has 2 exons.